This is a messenger RNA of Anopheles bellator, 1108 nucleotides long. It is a transcript of the gene eIF3f1, whose product is annotated as eukaryotic translation initiation factor 3 subunit F. The record is from RefSeq and is a predicted model, not a curated record. Gene Ontology annotation, molecular function: metallopeptidase activity; translation initiation factor binding; translation initiation factor activity. The transcript is spliced from 3 exons. Gene Ontology annotation, cellular component: eukaryotic translation initiation factor 3 complex, eIF3m. The coding region runs from base 47 to 910 and encodes 287 amino acids. NCBI's taxonomy places the organism in Eukaryota, Metazoa, Arthropoda, Insecta, Diptera, Culicidae. Gene Ontology annotation, biological process: translational initiation.
GUACGGUCUCUGCGAAGUGCUGCUGUUCGACUGCUACCAGUGCAACAUGUCGACAAUUAAUUUGCCACUGAAUUUAACCGUGCGCGUCCACCCGGUGGUCCUGUUCCAGAUUGUGGACGCCUUCGAGCGACGUAAUGCAGACUCGGAGCGUGUUAUCGGAACGCUACUGGGUUCCGUGGACAAGGGUGUCGUCGAGGUGACGAACUGCUUCUGCUUGCCCCACAAGGAGCACACCGAUCAGGUGGAGGCAGAACUGGGCUACGCGUCCGAUCUGUACGAGCUGAAUCAGCGCGUCAAUGCAUCGGAAAACAUCGUCGGUUGGUGGGCUACCGGCCAGCGGGUGACGAACCAUAGCUCGGUCAUCCACGAAUACUAUGCUCGCGAGUGCACGAAUCCCAUCCACAUGACGCUGGACACUUCGCUCACCGGUGCCCGGAUGGGCCUGAAGGCGUACGUUUGCGUAUCGCUCGGGGUUCCCGGGGGCAAGAGUGGAUGCAUGUUCACACCGAUCAACGUCGAGGUGACGAGCUACGAACCGGAAGUGGUCGGUCUGCAGCUGUGCAUGAAAACGAUCGGUCUGCAGUCGAACCCGAACCGUCAGCGUACCGUUUCGCCGAUGCUGGAUCUGGCGCAAGUCACCGACGCCUCGGGCAAACUGUUGACGUUACUCGGCGAGGUGCUGGCAUACGUCGAGGACGUGCUGAACGAGAAGCAGCAGCCGGUAAACACGGUCGGACGCGCCUUGCUCGAUCUGAUCCACUCGGUGCCGAACAUGACCGGCGACCAGUUUGCGCAAAUGUUCAACUCGAACGUCAAGGAUUUGUUGAUGGUGGUCACGUUGUCACAGCUAAUUAAAACUCAACUGCAACUGAACGAACGACUGACGUCACUGACGUCGUUCCUCAACUAAACGGGCGCGGGACACUUUGGACGGGUGCUGAGCGGAGUGGAGCACCCCUCUUCGAACCGUCACUACGAGCGGGAGAAGGAUAGUUGUGGAAAAGUAUAACAAGAAAAGUGGACGAGCGUUGGGAAACGGUAAAUUAUUCCAGAAUCGUGUAUCAUCGAUGGGUACAAAUAAAACGAAGCUCAUCAAGGUGAGAGGGCA